Molecule: messenger RNA, 1510 nt
Organism: Dermacentor silvarum
Lineage: Eukaryota; Metazoa; Arthropoda; Arachnida; Ixodida; Ixodidae
Exons: 1
Coding region: 159-1475 (438 amino acids)
Source: RefSeq, a predicted model, not a curated record
ACAAGAAGGUUACCAAAAGCUUUAGGGUGCGAUCAUCCGUGCGCCAGGGGUGUGGUUUGUCCCCUCUUUUAUUUGCAAUAUACAUAGAGCCGCUUUGUAGGAAGAUCAACAAUGACAAUAGAAUAUUGGGUUUCAGAGUACAGUCUGCAGAAGUGAAAAUGCUCGCAUAUGCGGACGACAUCGCGUUGUUUUGUCGGGAUAAAGAAAGUAUUGAAAUCGCGAUCGCGGAAGUGUUAUCAUACUGCAGAACUACAGGCAGUGCUAUCAACUUUGAUAAAUGCCUAGGGUUAUGGAUCGGCAACUGGGUAGACCCUCCGAGUACGUUUGUGAAUAUCCAGUGGACCGUCACGCCGGCAAAGUAUCUCGGGGUGCCGCUUGAGCACUACCGUGACGCAGUGGAUUACUGGAAUGCUGAAACACAAAGAGUUCGUGAGUGCACACUUAAAUGGGGGGGCCGCAAUUUCUCAAUGUUUGCCCGCGCGACGGUCUGCAACCUCUUUGCCGUUGCCAAAAUUUUUUACGUGCUUCAAGCAUUGUGCAUGUCAAGGGCCAACAUACAACGAUUACACAGAGUACUCGCAGUGUUUGUAUGGGGUUCAAGCUGGGAGCGCACCAGUCGCACCAAUCUGUUUCGCUCCGUUAAAAGUGGAGGAAUAGGUCUUGCACAUUUGUUCAUAAGGCAGAUUGUGUCGAGGUUUGUUUACUUACGUGACCAAAAGGACCCGUUUUUGUUAACUAUGUUUCAAGUAAGGCUGAGCGAAGCUAUACCCGAAUUCAUCGUUUCGUCCCGCCGGUGCAGUCAAGGUAGAUUGCGCGGUUUUCUAAAGGAAGUCGUCUGGGCUUUCCAGCUUUUGAAGGUUCGCUUUUCGAUGGAAUACCUAAGUCGGGUCCCACGAAAGCGCUUAUAUAAAGACCUGAUAGAGGCAAUGUUGCCGGUACCAUUGUACCGCUCGAUGUUCUGCAUUGGACCGGAAAAGAACGUGCUAAAAAGAGUAAAACGAAUGCCAGUACGCCCAUCGGCGAAGUCCUUCUUUUUUCAGCUCCACACCAAUACUUUACCUGUCAAACCAUGGCUUGAGGAGAAAGGACUUUUUGUGCCUUGGAGCGUCAAUUGUUUAAUAUGCCGGAAGCCCGAAACAGUCGAACACAUCUUUCUCGACUGUUGGGAUGCGGUAUUCCAUUGGGAUGUUUUACAGAGAACCUUAAAGAAGGACUUACCGAUUACGCCAUACGGGAUUCGUUUUUUGCCUACUCAAAAUGAAGACACUGUACCAUAUGACAUGUUCAUGCUGUUGUCUUUGCAUAGUCUAUGGAAAUGUAGAAUGGCCGUGAGACAUGCCGAACCAAACCUCCGGUCUGUUAGAGAGUACUUCAUCGAAAGCAUUUGCUAUAUCAAGGAAUUGUACAGUUUGCAAAAAGAGCAACCAACAUGGCUCAGUGUGAUGACUGAGCUUGCGAACCUCAAGCGUUUUUAGCCCCCGUGUCAGCCAACCAGUGGCAGACACUUUAU